Molecule: messenger RNA, 3887 nt
Organism: Tuber melanosporum (Perigord truffle)
Lineage: Eukaryota; Fungi; Ascomycota; Pezizomycetes; Pezizales; Tuberaceae
Exons: 5
Coding region: 613-3420 (935 amino acids)
Biological process (GO): glycine decarboxylation via glycine cleavage system
Cellular component (GO): glycine cleavage complex; mitochondrion
Molecular function (GO): glycine dehydrogenase (decarboxylating) activity; glycine binding; pyridoxal phosphate binding
Source: RefSeq, a predicted model, not a curated record
AUUCUAGGUGCUGGGGACUUUGAACUUUCUCUAUCUACUCACCACCGUUUUCCCCACCCUCUAGAUUUCAUAGGUAAGAGAGAUUAAGGGGUUUUCUCCUACUUGAUCCCGGUAGUGAUAGUUUGCGCUAUCAGCGCGUUAUCUUUGCAUUCCGUGGCUGAAUUGGUUUGUUGGAUAAGGCUCGGUGUUUUGUUUUUUUCUGCCCUUCUGGUCAGUUAGAAUUCUGUCUGCGUCAUGUUACGUCGUUUGGCCGCCGGUCGUGGAAUCCCCUCCCUCAAUUCAUCGUCUUUGGCCCUUGCCAGUGAGAAUUUGGCUCUUGGUUCGAAACUCUGUCGGAAACACGGUUCAAUUUACCAUGUUAGGCAUCUCUCAAUAAUUCCCAGGGUGCCAAACCGCAGGCAUUCAACUGUUGUCGAAACAGGGAAUGUAGAGGACCCUUCAAUUUUCACACCUUUUCCAAAUGUCUCAUUGGGACCCGACAGCGUUUCCAGAUCAAUUCGGCAAUACUUUAAGGUGGUUGAAACCGAGUUUGAAGAGCCUGUGUCGAUUUAUGCCCCUUUGGAUACCUUCCAGAGGCGUCAUAUUGGGCCAAAUAAGGAGGAGACUCAGCUUAUGCUUAGAUAUCUCGGAUACGGUAGUCUUGAUGCAUUUGUGAACGAUGUUUUGCCAGCCAAUAUACUUUCUGAUAGGAAGUUGAAGGUUGAGCCCGAUAAUGGCCUGAGCGAGACUCAGCUUCUGGCGAGGUUGAGGGCCAUCGCGAGUAAGAACAAGGUCAUGCGGAGUUACAUUGGUGCUGGUUACUACGGCACAAAAACUCCGGCUGUAAUAGCUAGGAACAUCUUAGAGAGUCCUGAGUGGUACACAUCUUACACACCAUACCAACCAGAGAUUUCUCAAGGGCGCCUCGAAUCAUUGAUCAACUUCCAAACUGUUGCUGCCGAUCUUACUGGCCUUCCCAUUGCCAAUGCCUCUGUUCUUGAUGAGGCGACCGCUGCAUCCGAGGCUAUGACUAUGUCCUUGGCAUCGCUUCCUGUCUCACGCCAGAAGCGUCCAAAUAAGACAUUCUUCGUUGACAGCAAUGUCCACCCACAAACAAUUGCGGCUCUUAGCUCUCGCGCGGAAGGAUUCGGAAUUGGUGUUAAGAUCGGAGAUGCUUUAGAUCUUGCAUCCGUCGAAAAAUUGGGCCAGGACCUGGUUGGGGUCUUGGUUCAGUAUCCGGCAACUGAUGGAAGCAUCAACGAUUAUUCUAAUCUUUCCGAGUUGGUUCACAGACUUGGUGCACUGCUUUCCGUAGCGACAGAUCUGCUUGCCUUGACCAUGUUGAAGCCUCCUGGCGAAUUUGGUGCGGAUAUUGCCUUCGGUAAUUCCCAAAGAUUUGGUGUCCCAAUGGGCUAUGGUGGUCCUCAUGCAGCUUUCUUUGCAACUUCGGAUAGCGGCAAGCGCAAGAUGCCUGGCAGACUUAUCGGCGUUUCUAAGGAUCGCCUUGGUGAUAAGGCCUAUAGACUUUCGCUCCAGACAAGGGAGCAGCAUAUUCGACGCGAGAAGGCCACUAGUAAUAUCUGUACUGCUCAAGCCCUAUUGGCAAAUAUGAGCGCUAUGUAUGCGGUGUACCAUGGGCCCAAGGGCCUCAAGAAGAUUGCCGAGAGAGUAUAUGGCUUGGCUCAGAUUCUUGGGGAAGGUUUGCUCAGAAUGGGGUUCGAGGUCAAUCCUGGGAACAAGUCUUCUGGAGCAAACUUUGAUACUGUAGUUGUCAAAGUCAAGGAUGCUAAGGGCCUAGCUGCUAAGUUUGUUGAAUGGUAUGAGAUCAAUGUUAGAGUACUUGACAGCCGGAGGGUAGCGGUCUCGGUCGAUGAGACAAUCACUCAGCAGGAUAUGCAGGAUAUUUUUGCGGCGUUUUCAAUCAGACCGGACCAUCCUGCUAAUCUCCCUAAGGCUUUCAAGAGAAGCUCAAAGUACCUCGAGCAUCCCACAUUCAAUAGCUAUCACUCGGAGGCGGAAAUGUUGAGAUAUCUUCACCAUCUUCAGUCCAAGGAUUUGUCACUGGCCAAUUCUAUGAUUCCUCUCGGGUCAUGCACCAUGAAGCUCAACUCGACUACCGAAAUGAUUCCUAUCUCUUGGCCGGAAUUCAAUUCCCUUCAUCCAUUCGCGCCUCUCGAGCAAGCGCAGGGUUACAAGCAGCUAACUACCGAACUUGAAGCUGACUUGGCCGAUAUUACUGGUUUCGAUGCCGUUUCCCUUCAACCAAACUCCGGUGCUCAGGGCGAAUUUGCUGGGCUUCGCGUCAUUCGUGCGUAUCUCAAUUCAAUUGGCCAGGGGCAUCGGGACGUCUGCAUCAUCCCUCAGUCCGCUCACGGUACCAAUCCAGCAUCGGCAUCUAUGGCAGGGAUGAGGGUUGUCACUGUCAAAUGUGACCCUAAGGAUGGAAACUUGGAUAUUCUUGACCUUGAAGCGAAGGCCGGGAAAUAUAAAGACACACUUGGCGCUUUCAUGGUCACCUACCCAAGUACCUAUGGCGUUUUCGAGCCAGGUGUCAAGAAGGCGUGCAAAAUUAUCCAUGCUCAUGGAGGGCAAGUCUACAUGGAUGGCGCCAACAUGAAUGCUCAGAUUGGCCUCUGCAGCCCCGGAGAGAUUGGGGCCGAUGUCUGCCAUUUGAACUUGCACAAGACCUUCUGCAUUCCUCACGGUGGUGGAGGGCCCGGUGUUGGUCCUAUUGGCGUGAAGGGCCAUUUGGCGCCGUUCCUGCCUGGACAUCCUCUCGUUAAGACUGGUGGAGAGCAGGCUAUUGCGCCAAUUUCAGCCGCCCCCUGGGGAUCUGCGAGUAUCUUGCCUAUUUCCUGGUCGUACAUCAAGAUGAUGGGCAGUCGUGGUUUGACUCAUGCUACAAAGAUUACAUUGUUGAACGCCAAUUAUAUGGCUUCCCGUUUGGCUCCUCAUUACAAGGUUCUGUAUACUAAUAACAACUCGCGCUGCGCCCACGAGUUUAUCCUUGAUCUUCGGGGAUUCAAGGAGAGUGCCGGCAUUGAAGCUAUCGAUAUUGCUAAGCGUCUCCAGGAUUACGGGUUCCAUGCCCCCACUAUGUCCUGGCCCGUUAACGGAACUCUCAUGGUCGAACCUACCGAGUCCGAAAACCUCCAAGAACUGGAUCGCUUCUGUGAUGCUCUCAUUUCUAUUCGUAAGGAAAUUGCUGCGGUCGAGUCGGGCGAACAACCACGCGAAGGCAAUGUAUUAAAGAACAGCCCUCACACUCAGAAGGAUCUCCUCACCGACGAAUGGAGUCGUUCGUAUGGUAGGAACCAGGCUGCAUUCCCGUUGGCCUACUUGAAGGAUAGAAAGUUCUGGCCUACUGUGACCAGAGUCGAUGACUCAUUCGGUGACCUUAACCUCUUCUGUUCCUGCAUUCCUGUCGGAACUAUCGAAUAGACUCCUCGACGCGCGCCCAACUUGUAGUAACUGAGACUUGUGUUGAAUUUCCAUCAGGUUCUUUUUUUUUUUUUUUUUUUUGCUGGGCUCUGGUUCGAUAGAAUCUAUUCUGAUCUACUCCUUUAUAAACAUUUUACCCAAAUAACUCUCUAGACCGACUCGGUAUUCAUCUAUUCGGUGUUUGGUCUUUUUUAUUUUAUUUUUAAAGGGUUGCUUUCUCUCUCUCUUUUUACAAUGGGAUUCGGUACACGGUGGGACGGGGGAGUAACGGACUUUCAACCAGUCUAAUUUUUAAAUGUUGGGUUUUUUAUCUUUAGUUUUUUUCUUUCUUUGUUUUUCUUUGCGUGUCUUUGGGAUAUCAUGUCUUCAGGGUGUCUAUGUGGGUCAUUAGACUUUUUGCUAUGGUGAUACCAUGUGAUGAUUGGCUUAGCAACGACUCUGCAGAAUAAAGAGUGAGUAGACUAGAA